AUGGCCCAGCCGGGGGAUUGUGAGAGGUUCCACCUCUUCAGUGUAUCUUUGGAGAAUCUUGAAGACGGCAAAGGGCUCGCCGAAGGGAUCCGGAGAGGUGUUCAGCUCUUUGGAUAUAAUUGGCAGCGAUGCCACUGUGGUCGGGUGCGGCGCAGAAGAGUCGACGGCAGCGGUGUCAUUGUUAAGGAACCGCGCGUUCUCGGUGCCAGCGGUGUCUCCAGUUCGGGAUACGCGGAAUGCUGGACGGGCGAAUGCGCUGAGGUGCGGACGACAGAGGAGGUAGGAUUCGACGGAGUUGCAGCUAACGCAGUAUCCGAACGGUCAGGGACAAGGAUUGACGGUUACGGGUCUGGCGUCCCGGCGAGUACGCAGGCAGAGGGGGAGAUUCGCGAUUACGAAAGGUAG
Molecule: messenger RNA, 405 nt
Organism: Fonsecaea monophora
Lineage: Eukaryota; Fungi; Ascomycota; Eurotiomycetes; Chaetothyriales; Herpotrichiellaceae
Exons: 1
Coding region: 1-405 (134 amino acids)
Source: RefSeq, a predicted model, not a curated record